CUUCACGUCGCACGGAGAAGGAGACAGCAGGAGCAGCUUGUAUCUGUCAACAAGCGGCAUACGUGCAGUGUUUUCCCACGCGGCGACUGUUUUCAUCACCCUUUAAUAAAGUGAUCACCUGUUGGAAAGGGCUUUUGUUCGCGCGCAUCAGUGGUUACGCGCGGUGUGGAGAUGGCGAAGAGCUCAUCCAGACGCUCUCUGAAAAGUUUCUUCUCCAGGAGCGAAGUCAGCCUGGACAAAUCGGUGGAAAAGGAAGAGCGUGACGGAGAGAAGAAGAGGUUUAGAUUCCUGAAGUUGAAAAAAAAGACAAAGAAUGACGUCGCCACUGUGAAGGCGGCCAAUGGGACCCAGGACUUGGUCAGUGCUGCUGAGCCCGGUGUCACUUCCAAGGAUGCAGAGGCCUGGGUCCAAAAUACUCCAUCGGAGAACACGAGUUCUAUCUACGGCACCACAUCAAGGUCAAAGGGAAAAGAAUUCAGCUACUCCGAGAUGGACCUCCGUAAACCGAAGAGGUUUGCCACUUUCUCCUUUGGUCUUCGAAAGAGGAAGAAGAAUGAUCAAGCGAGUAUCUCUAAGAGCACCUACGGCCUUCAUGGUGCCGGGAUUGAAGAGCAAAAGGAGAUUCCUCCGUUAGAAUUGGAUCAGGCCAAGACGAUUUUCAGCAUGUCUCAACCAGAGCUUGACACCAUCGAUACGUUUGACAUCCCCUCUCCUCCCCCUGUGACCACAGACCUACCAGGGUCACAUGCUACCUGCCCUGACCAAGCGCUGUCAUCCGUCGCCUUAAGCACCCCCCCAGAGACGAUGGAGCGCCUGCCCGCUGUCUCCGACGUGUUCGACGUACACGUGGAGCCGCAGAAACCACCGGAUGCCUUCAUCCCUGAGCUGGAGCUUCAUAAUCAGGACUCGGCGGAGGAGAAACCGGACUGUAGCUCCCCUCCGUCAGCCUCCACGACUCAAACAGAAAGCCGCUCCGCUUUGGACAACCAGACGGUACCCGGCCUACCGGCGAGCACGCCAACAGCCCCGCAAGAGACCUCGGUUCACGAAGUCGACUCCGCUGCCGCAACUAACGGUCCGUUUGAAAAUGACAUUCUCCAGCAGUCUCACGCAAACGCAGGAAUCUCUCUCACCGAAUCGACCACAGUCCCAUUGUCCCAUCGCCAACCGGACGUCCCCGCUACAAGUCCAAAACGUGAACCGUCUCUGGCAAGAACGGACUCCAAAAUUGACCCUGCGGUCGCACAGUCGACCCUUCUUCCUCGCGCCUCGGCUCCUGACCCGGACUCCGCAUCCAUCAAUCAGGAAGACUCAACCUCGGGCGCUGAGAGAUCUGCUCCCCUGAAGAAAACCGCGGGCGUUAGCGCUGAGAAAGGCGCUUCGCCGGUCAGACAAGAAGCAGUUUAUGGCGCGUUGUACGAGUCUCUUUUCCCCCAGGGCUUCAGCUCGGAUGUAGCGGCAUCCCUCUCAAACCCACCGCCUCAAAUCAUCACAGAGAUAAGAUCUGUGAAGAACCAAACCGAACCGUUCAUGGUCAAAACCCUCAAUGAUUGUGGUAGAGAAACUAAUGUUCACUUUGACUCUGCUUCUCUCAGAGUGGAUGAUGCCGUUGCUGGUUAUGCGUCCGUAAAUACCACCUUCAGCGAGAGAAAGGGGAUUGAUCCCAGCGAGAGUUCCGGAUUAAGCUCUUACCAAACAUCUACUGCUUGUGAGGCGCGAAGAGAGCCGGAUGUUUACAGUAGACAUCUACCUUCCUCUCUAAAUUCAGGUUCUGAAACAAUUCCUUACGCAGAGACGACUCCCUCCCUUUCGGAGAUGAAAUCGGACAGUUUACGCCUCAUUCAAGACAAUGCGAGGUCAGUCCUCGCGCUUCAAAGCUCCACCCCUCCCGCGUCCGACUGUGGAACGAUCCAAGGGGGAGACACUCGGGUUACUCGGCCUAAACGGAGAGCGAUCCUCAUCAAAGAGUCGGUCACAGAGGAGGCGAGCACCGAUCCUGUCGGUCUCGCUCCCACGCCGGAGAAAAUGAGUGCAGCAAAGCGCCUUGAGGUUAGGAUCGAAACAAUGGAGACUUUUUCUACUACUUCGGGACAGACUGAUGGGUCAGAAGGGUUCUUAAGUCCAGCAUAUUUGAGCAGCGUUGGAUCGGAAGAGGGCAGCAUGGGGGAGAUCUACUACAGUGCCGAGGAGGACAACGGAAUGGAAGAGGAUGGCUCCCCGGAUGAACGAGUGGAAAGUUGCGGUGCAGACGGGGGGCAAGAGGCCGGCCUGUGUGAGGAGUUUCCACAGCGGGGGCAGAUUGCAGAUGGAGGGAUAGAAAAGAGAGAAGACGGAGAAUUUCAGGAGGUUAUAGUUAAAAUGCAAAACGAGGGAGUCAUACUGGCCAGCAAAGAAGAGAAAGAGGAUGCCAAUAGUCAUUUAGAAAAACUUGGAGGUUGGAGUUCAGAGACUGAAACAACAGAGCUUGUUGUUGGCAGUGACACAGAGAGUCGGGAGGAAGAAGUAGCAGCCCCGGUGUUUCCACAGCUGAGAGAUGAGGGGGAGUUACCUGCCACACCGGUUCAGCAGGUGGAAACGCCGAUGGUAUGCGACUUCGCUCCGCCCCCCAGUGAGCCUCGGGAGGAGGGGUCGGAGGGAAACCUGACCGGGGAGUUGGAAACGGAAGACCACCCUAAUGGCGAGACGCAACUCCCGAGCCAGGAGAUUCCCCCCGUGGGUCACAGAACCCCUAUGAGCUCCGAGUGCAUAAACACCGCCUCCAGUAGCACUGGUGACACGAUCACACCCAGGUCAGACGAAGCUGAAGAGCAAGUUUCGCCGACUGCAGUCGACUGCGCUCGAAUGGGCGAAGUGAGCAAAGAAGGCAAUAAAAGUGGCGGUAGCACCCCGGGUAGAGCAGUCACAGAUGCCUCUGCUGGAGGAGAGUCAGAUGCCACAGGGGUUGAUCACAAUAGUGGCGCGCUGAGUAGCGAGUGGGUGGAGACGAUUACUGAGAGCACAGACAGAACCACAGCGGUCGAUGCUGACACACGCCGACCUGAUCCGGAGGCGGCAGAGACGCCGUCACAACAACCCGACCCGACUCCGAGGUCCCUGACAGCGUCCACUACGCCCACAGCAGCUCCAGAAUUCUUUGCUUCAGUAAAUUUGCCGUCUGAAGCGGAGAUGGAAUCGGUAGAUGAAGUGACUUCAGGCUACAGCAGAAUAAGCACCAAUCUGUACAUCAAGGCUUCCUCUCCCCCCGAAGAGGAUGAAUCCAAGUCUCGUUUCCGGAAAGUAUCUCUGAUCAAUGAGGCCAAUGCCACCGAGGUCAGCCGAGAUACGGCGGACUUUAGCCACGGUGGCUUUACUGUCAGUGACUCAAAUGACACAGAGAUAGGCUCGGAGUACAGAUGGAGAAACCGAUUUGAGGGGCUUUCUCAGUUUACAGACAAAAGGGAGGGUUCCUCCUUUUCUGAUUCUCUGAGUUACAGAAUGUCUGACUCCUACUCCAGUUCCUCCUCCUCUACUAUCUCCGAUUCUACAGAAUACAAACACCUCAGCAACUCCUCCUCCUAUUCAGAGGAACAGGUUACCACUGGCAACAUGACCAAAACCUCUCUAAGCUAUGACAUCGAGGGAGCACCCACGUACGAGUGGAGGAGGAGGAGUUUAGAUGAGCAGGUGGAGCCUGCUGCUCCUGCAAGUGAAAGAGAGGCAGAGGCAGAGAGGUUCAAGUCACGCUGGGACUCACAACAGCUCCCCGUGUCCAGCAUCUCAUCAGCCCGCGGCUACGACACCAUCGACGGCUCUAAAGACGACGACGACGUAUCCCGUUUUACUGGAGUGUUCACGGCCACACUUGUGGAGCUGGUCUCCGAGCCUGCAGCACCCCCCUCCACUCCCCCAGCCUCCCCCGAGGAAGACGCCGCCAACCAGUUUGACAUGGACAACCUGGUGGACACGCUGAGGAGCAUGGGACCCUCCCAAAGGCCCAGGAACGGCAGCCUGCGCGGGGCCCCCGCAGGGCUGAUGUCUUCCCUGCCACCGAUUGUCGAGGAUGCUUCCAGCCCCGUCUCCCAGGACAUCCCUGCUCGCCUCCUUAGUCCCACAAAAAGGAUGGAGGCAACGGACAACCCUCCGGACUCCCUCAAAGGACUUUACACUCUGCCCAGUGACCUGGGACUGGGGAGGAACUCCUCCAGAGACACUCGUUCACCCCUGGAAUUGAUGAGCCAGCAGGUCCUGCAGUCCCCCGGAACAAGGGGCCUGGCCUUGCCUCUGAGAUCCUCCGCUACAAAUAGUAGCCUGACUAAAUUGUCUGACUCCUCUACUGAGGAAUUAAAAUCCCCACAGCUGAAUGGAAACGGAUUUAUCCCCAGCUCCCGCCUGGACAAAAGCAUCAUCUUUGGGAGCCACAAGUCAACAACCAUAGAUCAGACUAAUGAAAAUGGAACGGCCCAUCGUCCGCUCUUCCGCACCAUCUCGCUGCCCGAUAAGGGUCCUUCAUACGAUGCCAUGAGUUUGGGACAGAAGGAGCUUGGUGAACCUGGAACUGGCACAGAACCAGCGGCGUCCCGUUUUGAGCGUUUGUCCUUCCUUUCGAAUUCGUCUUCCUCCCAGCCGGGCUCCGUGACCGGAGCUGAAAGCCCCAACGCUGUGAUGAGUCUGCCCCCGCUGUGGGCCAUCGGCUCGCCGCCCUCCAGCAACAGUCCCAACCGCCUCCUCAGCCCCACCGGCUCCGUGGACCUCCAGAGGCCCCUCACCACCGUAGACUCCGCCUUCGCUAUGUUUGGCCAGACGCAGGGGAUGGGGACGGGGACGGGCGCUCCCAUCCUGCUGAGGAGCUCCAGUAUUGACGGAAACACGGGGGUCCAGCAGACUGCGCUGUUCAACAGGGGGAACGCAGAAUCUCAGUUCCAGAGCCAAGCAGUUGAGCCUGAGAGGAAUUUAGCAUCUAAAUACAGAGCCUUCCCUGAUGCUUAUCUCACUAAAGAGAAGGAGCAUGGAAAGCUCAAUCCUCGUCCUGGAAAGAUGUACAUCUUCGACCGGCCUGGGAUGUGCGGCCAGAGGAUAGAGGUGCGCAGCGACGUCAUCGAUGCCACGCCCUGGGAGCUGCAGGAGACCAUCUCCAUCAGGGUGGUCAGAGGAGGAUGGGUGCUGUAUGAGAAGCCUAACUUCAAAGGGGAGAAGAUCGCCCUGGAUGAGGGAGACAUAGAGCUCACCUACCCGUUCAAUCCAGAGGAGGAGCUGCAGAACGGAGAGAAAGAGGCCGGGGAGCCGAGCGGAGAAACGAGUGAUGUGCAGAGCGAACCUGCCAGGAGGUUUAUCAUCGGAUCUCUCAGAAGAGCAGUCAGGGACUACAGUGUCCCAGAAAUCCGUCUUUUCCCCGAGGAGAGCGCGGAGGGGAAGAAGGUCAUCUUCAGAGAUACGUCUGAAGAUGCCAGGAUUUUUGGCUUCCCCAUCAAGGCAAACUCUAUCAUCGUCAAUGCUGGGCUGUGGCUUGUGUACGCACAUCCCUUCUUCCAGGGCCUACCACGUGUCCUGGAGGUGGGGGGGUACUCCAACCCUGCAGCUUGGGGAGUGGAACAGCCCUAUGUGGGAUCCCUACAUCCACUGAAAGUAGGGGAACCAAGAGUGGAGAAUAUGAGUCAGCCAAAGUUGGUGAUCUACGACAAGCCGUACUUCACUGGGAAAUCAAGGACCAUAACCACCAACAUGAGGGACUUUGUGACCAGAGCAGACCGGCAGCAGACGACCUUCAUAGGCAGCGCCGGCUCCCUCAAAGUACACGGAGGAAUAUGGGUGGGCUACGAGAAGGAGGGCUUCCGUGGCCACCAGUACCUGCUGGAGGAGGGAGAGUAUCAUGACUGGAGGGUGUGGGGAGGCCAUGAUGCCGAGCUGCGCUCCGUCAGGGUGAUACGGGCGGACCUGACAGACCCCGUGGUCGUGCUGUUUGAGCAGCCGGACGAGGAGCCGGAGGGCGCGCCGGAGGAGAACACCUUCGAGGUGACCGAGGCCAUUGCGGAUGUCGAGCUGUUUGAGUACAAAACCUCCACCCGCUCCAUCCAUGUGCUCAGCGGGGCAUGGGUAGCCUACUCCCAUGUGGACUUCUCUGGUAACCAGUACAUCUUAGAGAAAGGCGUCUAUAACAACUGUGCUGACUGGGGCUCUGAGGACACUCGCAUCUGCUCGGUGCAGCCCAUCCUACGGGCCCCAAGUGACAGCUCAAGCAUCUCGACUGAGAUAAUACUGUAUUCUGAGCCAGACUUCCAGGGGGAGUGCCACGUCUACAAACUCAACCAGGAAGCAUUGUCCGAAAAAGUACUGACCAAGUCCUGCAGAGUGUCGGGGGGAAGCUGGGUGCUCUACGAGAAUAAACAGUACUCUGGGAACUCGUACGUCUUAUCUGAAGGAGACUACCCCAGCCUAACGAGCAUGGGAUGUCCGCCCGACUGCACCCUGAGCUCUGUCAAGGUCGUGCCAAUGACGCUCUCGGUUCCCUCCAUCUCCCUGUUUGGCCUCGAGUGUCUGGAGGGCAGAAAGAUUGACCUCGACACAGAGGUCCCCAGCAUGGUGGAAGAGGGCUUCAACAAUCACAUCCUGUCCGUCAGAGUCAACAGCGGCUGUUGGGUGAUCUGUGAACACAGCAACUACAGGGGGCGCCAAUUCCUCCUGGAACCAAUAGAAAUCACCAACUGGCCGAAGUUCAGCUCAAUACAGUCCAUUGGUUCAAUGUUCCCAGUCCGACAGAAGCGCCACUUUCUACGCAUCAAGAACCAAGAGAGGGGUCACUUCCUCUCUGUCCAGGGUGGCGUGGAAGAGAUGAAAUCAGGACGGGUGGUGGUGACACCAGAGGUGGAGCCCAUGAGUGACAUCUGGUUCUAUCAGGAUGGCUUCAUCAAGAGCAAGUUGUCUCCAACCAUGAGCCUUCAGGUGAUUGGCAACAUAGAGCAGGCGGCCAAGGUGGUUUUAUGGACAGAGACCCGGCAACCGGUUCAGACCUGGACGGCUCAGAUGAGAGGCCUCAUCAGCAGCCUCACUUUUCCUGGCUGCGUCCUGGAUGUCAAAGGUGGCAAAUCCUAUGACAAGGACCACGUGGUGAUUAUGCCAGAGAAUGAGGAGAGGCCAAGCCAACAGUGGGAGAUAGAGCUGCUGUAGGCUGCUUUAAAAACCUUGUGUUUCUCUUCAUUAAUCUCUGCCCAGCAGUCCAUACACAUUGCUUCUCUCUACAACUCCACAGGUCCUCAUUAAUAUUCUGGGGGAAAGUUUUGUGUUGCAUUGUCUCGAAAUGUUGAAUUUUCUCCUCAUUAUGAGGAUCUUUGCCAUAUGCAAGGACCACAAAACAGAACCCUGUCAGUGCCUUGACCGCCGAGCAACGGGCCGAGUUGGAAAAAAAUAAUCAAUGUAUUUUGGAGGAUCUACUAUGCAGUUCCUGAAACAAGAACCCUUCAUUUAUAUCCAGUUGAUUUAGAGUACAGUUCUUUGAACUGUUUUUAAAGUAGAAUAUGCUGGUAUGAUUUCAGGCUCGUGCAAAGUCCUUGAACGCUACGGCACACUUUUUUAUGUUCUUUACAAUGGAGCAAAACGAGUUCUGGCUUCCUUGAACAUGUAUAUGCUUCCCGGGCCUUUUUGCAGAUAGUGGACAAAUGGAGCCAUACAAAUCUGUAGUGUCAGCGAAUCAGGAGCGCUUUUUUAAAAAGGUAUUUUAUAUGCACUGUGUUUAUCAAUGUUUGUUUUGUGGGAAAUCUUGCACUUAUAUGUACGUUGCCGUAUAUCCUUUUUCAAUCAUGCGGUGCAGUCGUGUUUGCAGUCACUGUUUCUUGUCUGUUACAAAGCUGUUUUUAACAUGGGGGUGUGUUAAUAUUUGAUCCUCAAGAUGUGAGUAUGUUUUCUUAAAAGGGAGUGGUUUUGAAAUAUUGAAUAAAACAUUUAACAACAAGAAA
Gasterosteus aculeatus aculeatus (three-spined stickleback) is the source of this 7925-nucleotide messenger RNA. RefSeq names its product crystallin beta-gamma domain containing 2 (gene crybg2). Gene Ontology annotation, molecular function: structural constituent of eye lens. NCBI's taxonomy places the organism in Eukaryota, Metazoa, Chordata, Actinopteri, Perciformes, Gasterosteidae. The record is from RefSeq and is a predicted model, not a curated record. Gene Ontology annotation, biological process: visual perception; lens development in camera-type eye.